Molecule: messenger RNA, 3656 nt
Organism: Trichechus manatus latirostris (Florida manatee)
Lineage: Eukaryota; Metazoa; Chordata; Mammalia; Sirenia; Trichechidae
Gene: SUCLG2
Product: succinate-CoA ligase GDP-forming subunit beta
Exons: 10
Coding region: 4-1137 (377 amino acids)
Biological process (GO): tricarboxylic acid cycle; succinyl-CoA metabolic process
Cellular component (GO): succinate-CoA ligase complex; mitochondrion
Molecular function (GO): succinate-CoA ligase (GDP-forming) activity; ATP binding
Source: RefSeq, a predicted model, not a curated record
AAGAUGGCGUCCCCCGUGGCAGCACAGACCAGGAAACUUCUGCGAGACCUGGUGCUCCGGCGCCCGCUCCUGGCGGCCAGGUCUCAGGCAUUUCAGUUAACCUCUCGAAGAUGGCUGAACCUGCAGGAAUACCAGAGCAAGAAACUGAUGUCUGACAACGGAGUGAAAGUUCAAAGAUUCUUUGUGGCAGACACUGCGAAUGAAGCUCUCGAGGCAGCUAAGAGACUAAAUGCAAAAGAAAUUGUUUUAAAAGCCCAGAUCUUAGCUGGAGGAAGAGGAAAAGGUAUCUUCAAUAGCGGAUUGAAAGGAGGCGUUCAUUUGACAAAAGACCCUAAAGUUGUGGGACAGCUGGCUAAACAGAUGAUUGGUUAUAAUCUAGCAACAAAGCAAACUCCAAAAGAUGGUGUGAAAGUUAACAAGGUGAUGGUGGCUGAAGCCCUGGACAUUUCCAGAGAAACCUACUUGGCGAUUCUGAUGGAUCGGUCCUGCAAUGGCCCCGUUCUGGUCGGCAGUCCCCAGGGGGGCGUUGACAUUGAAGAGGUGGCAGUUUCUUCUCCAGAACUUAUUUUUAAGGAGAAAAUUGACAUUUUUGAAGGGGUAAAGGACAGCCAAGCUCAGCGGAUGGCAGAAAAUCUAGGCUUCCUUGGGCCUUUGAAAAAUCAGGCUGCAGAUCAAAUUAAGAAGCUGUAUAAUCUCUUCCUGAAAAUUGAUGCUACUCAGGUGGAAGUGAAUCCCUUUGGUGAAACUCCAGAAGGACAAGUUGUCUGUUUUGAUGCCAAGAUAAACUUUGAUGACAACGCAGAAUUCCGACAAAAGGAUAUAUUUGCCAUGGACGACAAAUCAGAGAAUGAGCCAAUUGAAAAUGAAGCUGCCAAAUAUGAUCUAAAAUACAUAGGACUGGAUGGGAACAUCGCUUGCUUUGUGAAUGGUGCUGGGCUGGCCAUGGCUACCUGUGACAUCAUUUCCCUUAAUGGUGGGAAGCCAGCCAACUUCUUGGAUCUUGGUGGUGGAGUAAAGGAAGCUCAAGUGUAUCAAGCAUUUAAAUUGCUCACAGCUGAUCCUAAGCAGGUCUGGGUUGGGGCUGAAGAUUCUGGAUUUCUAAUAAGAUCCAAGGUGAUUUUGAUGCUGCUGUUAUAGGAAACCAUACUAUGAGAAGGAAGGUUCUAGUCUACAACUCAACAGACCCUGGUCUCGACAACUAGCAACAUCUGAAACUGAAGAUUGCUUGAGGCACCAGGCCUUCAUUAAGAGCAAGUCAUUGCAUCAUUUUGUGGAGGAUAUUUGGGAAAUGUUUGGAUGUGAUGAGUUUUCCAUGUCUGAUGGUCAUAUAAUGUGAUUGUGUGACUACUUGAACUUUUUCCUUUUUUCAAAAUUCUUUUCUUUAGAAAAUUAUGCAUUCACAAUUUAAAAAUUUCAAAGAAUACAUAAAGGUAUAAAGAAGAAAAGGAAAGUAACCUGGAAUCAUUCACAGUGGCAUUAAGAUUUUGGUGUGUAUAUUCCCAGACUUUUCAUUUUAAUUUUUUCCCCCAAACAUUUUUUUCUCUCUGGCAAGUAUGUGUAUUUGCUUUUAAAUAGUCACAGCUGAAAGUCUUCUAGAAUAUUCCAAGUUUAGUUGUUUUACUUGAGAGAGAGAAAAAGAUACCAUGAUGUAUUUUUGCAAAUGUAUUUUAAACUUUGCGUUAUUUAUAGUCUGUCCUUAGAAGCUUGAAAUUAAAAUCUCUUUCCUUACUGAUUUUGAUUCUUUCUUGUCUGACUUACACUGAUUUCACCUUCCUGUGUUUCUGAUGAAGCCUGAAAUUGCCAUACCCUUAUUUGAGUGUAGUUUUUCCUUUGCCCUCACAUACUGUGGACAACAGAACAACCCAGUUUCUUUUAUCAGCCACUAUCUCAUCCUUCUAUCUAUACUCUAUCCAGUGUUCCAGAAAACUGUUGAAUGAGGGUUUAUGCUGUCACUGAGUUUGCAAAUACCUUGUUCUGUAACAUUUGAGGAGCAUUUAUUUCCUCCGUAGAGGAGCUCGUUGUCCCGGUGGCUUCUCUGGUCUUCCUUCUGUAGGACCUGCCUAUAUCACGGCCCUUGCAUAUAAUGGGCCAUGUAUUUUUGUUGGAUUAUUUGGUAAUGAGGGCAAUGAGUCCUAUGCAGUUUAACUUAAGAUAGUUACUGGGGAGGAGGACUGACACCAUGGUCACGCGGGUACCACAAGUCCCACACAUGGUUGCACCUAGCUGAUAAAAUUUCUUUUUAAAAAACCAUUGCCAUCAAGUUGAUUCUGACUCAUAGCAACCCUAUCGGACAAAGUAGAGCUGCCCCCUCGAGUUUCCAAGGAGUAGCUGAUGAAUGUGAACUGCCCACCUUUUGGUUAGCAGCUGAGGUCUUAACCACUACCCACUAGGGCUGAUAGGGAGGCUGAAAAAUGCCACAAAAUUGACGUGCUCUUGAGAUUCUGCUGCUAAGGAAGAAGUCAAGAAUUAGUAUUAGUUAUCCUAGUAUCUUUUGCCUUAUACCAAUUACUAAUGUCUUUGGAAUGAAUCAUCCCGGAUUGAGAAAUUAUUAGAAGUAGAAGUUUAGCUAAAAAUAACAAUCAUGGUAAUAAUACCUUAAAUUUGAGGAGAACUGGGCAAAGAGCACACCAAAUACCCUCAGGACAAGGUGAGAGAGGCACGGGGAAAACCUGGGAGCUUGUGCAUUCUCAGUGCUGUUAGAACACUGGGUAGGAGAAUGACCGUGGGAAGGCCUGCUCUUUCAGGGCCAAAUCUUUGUUCCACAUUUUUUCACUUUCUCUGUCACAUUCCCUAAGAAGGUGUCUGUCCCAUCAAUGAUUCCUCCGCCCAGUAGCUGGAGCCCAUGAUAGUAUAUUUUGAUUGUAGUAGUUAUCCUAAUAUUGAGAAUUAUAAAAAUUGAAAUUGUUCAAGUUAGAAAGUUAAUUUCUGCACAUUCUCCCCACCAAAAUUAUGUUACAUUUUUAAUAUAUGUCACUUUAGAGCAUUCCAUUUUUAGGAGCAGGAAGAAAUUAAAAAUCUUUUUUCCUCCAAUCUGAUUUUAGGGGGGAAAAAAGCUCUCUUUUUAGUCAGAGGAUUUGACUGAGUUGUUUAGGCAAAAAUAUGAAAGGUACUUACAGUGAUUUAUACCCCUAAUCCCAAGUGUAUGUCAAGGGCAAAACAAUACUUUAUAUACAGGAGGCUGGACCAACAUGAUCUUUAUUUACCCAAAAGAUGGGGAGGAUGAGCUAGAGGUCUCUGCAAUGUCUUCUUUACCUGAAUGAUCCACCGGUUUUAAGUUAUGAAUAUAAAAAUACUUGUUGACCUAUAAAAUAAACAAUAACACUCAUGAGGAAACGUGCUCAUUAGAACAAUCAACUAUGCGAGACCAAACAGGCAGCAUUUGCCCAAAAGCAAAGAUGGGAAGACAAGGAAGGGCAGGGAGAUUAGGGGGAUGGAAACGGGACAAGCGGAGUGGAAAUAGGGAGUGUGCUGACACAUUGAGGGGAUAGCAACCAAUGUCACGGAACAAUUUGUGUAUAAAUUGUUGAAUGGGAAACUAAUUUGCUAUGUAAACUUUCACCUAAAACACAAUAAAAUGUUGAAAAGAAUAUUUUAAAAAAAACAAACUUGCUACUAUUCAGAGGUAAAAGGAAUCAGAUGUAUAUGGAAAUGGAAAA